Molecule: messenger RNA, 3804 nt
Organism: Notolabrus celidotus (New Zealand spotty)
Lineage: Eukaryota; Metazoa; Chordata; Actinopteri; Labriformes; Labridae
Product: epithelial cell-transforming sequence 2 oncogene-like
Exons: 22
Coding region: 31-2913 (960 amino acids)
Molecular function (GO): guanyl-nucleotide exchange factor activity; protein binding
Source: RefSeq, a predicted model, not a curated record
CAGCAGUAGACGAGUUUCUGGAAGUGAAGGAUGAGCCUGAAGUCGACCCCUCACUCGGUGAAGCGGUGGCAGCUCAGCGGGACGGACUAUGAGCCGGAGCAGGAGCACAAGCUGAGGAGUGAAACCCGCCUGAGCAUGUGGACGCCCCUGAACAACAAGACCAAUAACACACAGUUAUUCGAGGAGAGGAUGAACCUGGUGCUGCACUGGUUUGAUCUGUGGACAGACAGGCAGAGGAAACAGCUUCUGCACUCUCUGCUUGCACGCUGCAGCAAGUGUCAGCUCAAGUCCUGCAGGGAUCUGCUAAUUGAGACAGUUCCUGUGACUCACCUGGACUUCACUGCAGUGCUGCCUCGGUUCCUGUCCCUGUACGUGAUGUCAUUUCUGUCCCCUCGUGAUCUCUGCUCUGCUGCUCAGGUCAGCUGGCACUGGAGAGUCCUCGCUGAGCAGGAUUGUCUCUGGGCUGGCCGCAGCAUCAGGAGAGGCUGGUUCCUUCCCUACACUCCCGGAGAGAAGGAAUUUGGAGCAUGGAAGAACCACUACGUCUCCUGCGUCUCCACGCUGGACUGGCUGACCCCUCGAGAGGCGGCUGAGCAGUACGGGACCCUCAGCCGACAGAGCACAGGGGAGACUGAGGAGGAGGAAGAGAGGAGGAAGGAGAGGAGGAUCAGGCAGAUGAUCAGAGACAAAUUACAGGAGGAGAAAAGAGAAUCUGUGAGAACCAGGAGAGCCUGGGGCAGCAACACAAGGCAAGAAGGAGCCAGAGGUACUCUGACAGGAAGGCUCAGCUCCAGUCUGACACUCACGUCUUGGCCCGCUCUCUCAUGGCCUCAAAAGACUGUGGGGUCCUCCAGCCUUGAUCUCAGCUUGGACCUGGGAGGCCUAUCUACAUCUCAAAGCCUGGAGAGAGUCCAAGUCUCGACUCUGAGCAGUGAGAGAGCAAACAAAGCCAGCAGAUCGUUGUCCUCCUUCACCUGCAGACCUGCAGCUUCACACUCAGUCCCUGCUGUCCUCUGUCCCGCUCCAUCCCUCUUACUGCUGAUGUCCAACAGAGUCCCAGCCUACGAGCUGCUGCUGAGCGGAGUGAAAGCCGGAGUGGUUGUGGUUCUGUUCGACCACAGGGGGACGCUCUCAGCUCUGUUAACCCAGGCACAAAGAGCCAUUUCUGGGCAGAGAGUUCAAAGGCUGGGUCUGUUAGCUCCUGGAGGAACGGAGGAGAUCCAUCUGCUUCACGGUUGCAGCUUAUCACAGCAGACUCUUCUGACCCCUGAUCACAGAGACUUCUGGGAAAAACUGUCUGGCUGGGUGGCAAAAAGAGAAGAAGGAGGAGUGGUUGAUAUCUUCUCCCCGCUGGCUGCAUCUGCAUCAGGAGUGGCUCUCAUGCAGACUCUCUCUACUCUGACUGGUCUGGAGGUCCAGGCUCCGAUGGGUCUUGGCACCGGGAGUUUCCAGAACAUCCUGAGUGAGUGGUCUGACGGCAGCGUGUGCACCGGGAUCUCCAUCCUGCAGCCAGCUGGCCCGCCUCUGCUCUAUGUGUGUGAGAGCGUCCUUCAGGCCUGGUGCAGACAGGCCCAGUGGAUGGAGGAGGCUCUGGGGGAGCUGAGGGGCUGCCUGGGGCCACGGCUGCAGCGAGCCAGCCUGCAGGCCAGGGGCCGCGCUCUGGGUCAUUUUCUGUGGGAGGAAAUCUGCCUGGAGGAGCUCUGUGUGUCAGAAGGGAUGAAGGAGGCUCUGAUUGAGGGUCUCGCUGCAAUACAGGAAGAGAGCAGACCUGUGGAGUUUCUCGCCCUCUUCCUGACACGAUGGAGUGAGGAGAAUGAGGGACAGACGAGGUGUGGACAGGAAAAAGGCCUCAGUCCCUUAUCUCAGCUACCACAGACGGCGUUGGAUUGGAGAGGUGCGGUUGCCAGAGAGCUGCACCACAGCGAGCGUGUUUAUCUGGGGAAACUGGACGCGGUGCUGAAGGUGUACCAGGAGCCUCUCACUGCAGCUCUCAACUCCAACAGAGCCAUCCUCAGCUUCGCCGACAUCCACAUCAUCCUCCGCCCUGUGGCACAGAUACUGGAGCUCAACAGGGAGUUUCAGGUGGAUUUAGAGGCCCGGCUGCAGCAGUGGGGUGCAGAGCAGUGUGUUGGAGACGUGUUUGUAAAACUGUGCUUGAAGCUCAGAGUCUACACUAACUACCUCAACAACUACACCACCGCCUUACACACCAUCGACAAAUGCAGGGAGACAAAGCCUUCGUUUCGGGCGUUCCUGAAGAGAGCAGACCGAACUCCUGCAACACACAUGCUGAGCCUGCAGGAGCUGCUGCUGUGUCCCGUGUGGAGAACACAGGAGUACGUUACGCUGCUCCAGGCUGUGUCCGUACACACACCACCUGCACACCCUGACCACACACACCUCUCCUCAGCCCUCAGCUCCAUGCUGCGAUUCAGGGACUUCACACAGAAGGUGAAGAGAAACUCAGAGCGGGACAGGCUGAUGGAGGAAACGCAGCAGAUGAUCCAAGGCUGUCCGAACCUUAAUGAGGGAAACAGGCAGCUGAUUAUAACUCAGGAUGCGUCUUUGCUCAGGAGUCCUGAUGACCAGAUCCCAGACUCUCUCAAGACCUAUGAGCAUGUGUCUGACGUGGGCCUCUUCCUCUUCAACGACGCCUUGAUGUUGACGAGGAGAACCGUCCUUCACACCGCGUUCACGCUGGCUCACAGGAGCACACACACUUUCUUGGCCUCUGUGUCUCUGUGCAGCCUGGCAGUGAGAGAGAUCACACACACACGCUAUGUGAGCCACGCCUUUGUCCUGGAGGGUCCGUGUCGAUCGUGGGUUUGCGCCACGGAGAGAGCAGAGGAGAGAGAGAACUUCCUGUGUGUGCUGCGGUCGGCCAUGAAGUCGGCUCUGAGGGGACAUCAGUGACGCCAUCACAGGAGGAGGCGUUUGGACUCCUCCUGUCACAUCAGAGCACCGUCUCCAUCCUCUCCCCUCCACGUUCUCCCCUCACAGGCAGCAGGGCGCCGUUACACCAGUCCCUUUACGACCCGCCCGCUUUGCCUGUUCAAUACGCUACAUGUCAGAGCAGCUGUAAAUGGCCUUUUUGAGACACUUCUCUCUGCAGCAGAGAGCUUUUACAGGACGCAGGGGCGGCUGUGGGUUUGUUUGGUGUCACUGAACGUGUGUGCAGGCUUUUAGAGAGCGAGCGUGAUGGACUUAACGACACCUGGGAGGCUUUUAAUGACAAUGAAAGAGUUUCUGUGGGCUUUGAUUGAAAGGAGAAAGUCCUGUGAAGCUUUCUGCAUCUCCUCCCUACGUGUGAUCAGACACAUGGGAGAAAGAGAAACUUACACCUCAGAGGAAUCGUCGGUAUGAAGAAGACGAGAUGUGGUGUUAAACUUCUGAUUUUAUUGAGGAGUGAUUUGUCACCUGCGAUGUAAAACCCAUGCAAACGUUUUCCACUCCGCGAGGCCGAGCCAGCGUCAUAAAGCACCGAUUUAUCACGCAGAAAGACACACUCCCUGACCUCUUCCUCCUUCCUCUCCCCGCUCGGCAUCAUGGGAGCGGGCGGUUUAAAAACAGAGGUAUUUACGACUCAGCACUCCGCUCUAGAGUUCCUGGAGCUCCACAAACAUGUGGGACUGGCAGGGUGACACCCGCGGCUCAGGUUAAAGAUAGACCGGGUCUCUGUUGGCUAUCUGGCUAUUUUGUAUCAGGGUCCAUCUGUCUGUCUGCACACCUGCCUGUCUGUCUAUGCAGGGCACUGUGAAACUUUAUGACCUGAGUAUGACUAUAAUAAAGAAAUAAUCACACACA